GCCUAUGCAGAUCGAAAACAACGUGAUAUGCAUUAAUCAAUCUGAUAUGACGGUGCAGAAACGGAACAAAGGAAUUAAUGGCCGCAACCUUCCCGGCGCGCCCCCCGAUCAUCCCCUACAGUCGGCAGCGCAGAUACGGCGUGAAGAUUGCGGCGUAUAUGAGACGAGGGCUCGAAAGUCGAAGACCGGGGAUUGCCGCCAACGGGACGACGCCGGCGCGGAUGCGGCCGCCGCUGACGCCGCUCCGUGGCGAGGGUCGGAGGCGGCUCCGUGGAGGGUUGGAGGGUUGCUCCAGCGGCGAGAGAGAGCGGUGUCGGCAGGGCUGCCGCCGCCGUCGGUCAACGCGCACGUAUCACGGGGUUCACACCCAUCUCUCGCGCUGCGGGCAUCUCGCGCUUGUCCCCCAGGGUCGGCCUCGACGUCGUCCGCGAGGCGGAUCGCCACCACCCACCCGACCGCCCGCCCGUCACCCUUUCUCCGCUCGUUCUCUCAAGUUAGUCGGACUCGCGAUUCGGCCGGGGGUUCGAGACGUUAUGCCGCUCCCGAGGUGCACACACACACCGCGCGGCACCGAUUAGGGUGGUGGUUUGCGCGCCGUCGUGAUGGAGGAGGGUGAGAAAUAGAGCACGGCACAGUUGCGUGUCUUAACCCGGGGACCUGUGACAGAGAGAGAGAGGAAGGAGAGAGAGAGAGAGAAAGAGAGUGAGAGAGAGAGGAGGGGAGAGAGGAAGAGAGUGCGUAAGUGCGUAAGUGCAGCGUUUCGUGCGUGGAAAUUAUCCCAAGAGGGGUAGACUCCGUAAGACUCCGAGACGGAGGCUUUCUGAUCGCGCGGAGGACCCGGGAUUUCUCUCGACUCGGGAGAUCUCGGCUGGGCUGAUCGUCAGCGGGAAGGGACGGGACUCGCGAGAGUGUCCCUCGGAGACAGCUGAGAGAAGAAGACUCGGAGGGGAAGGAUAUCGGACCUCGAGAAGCAGCAGCGUCUGCCUCGAAAGUCGCGGGCGACACACACACACGCGCACACACACAUACACACGUCGGUGGCGCGUCGGUGAUGUCGAUCGCGGGAUCCUCGCGGGAGCCCAUCGGUGCACCGUCAGGUCCGAUCCUCGCCUUCGUGCGUCCUCGCGCUACGUGAAGCGACACGAGGGACGUGCUGUCGCUCCCGCGAGCGUGAUUUAACAUCCCAUCGGGGGAAUUAUAUACGCGCCGGGAGGGCUGUAUCGGGGCAGGCCAAUCCAGGAGAUCUAACGAUCGUGGAUCGAUCCGAUUCGUCGAGCGAGGACGCGUGUACAGGCGGGCGUGUAAACAUCGAUGUACCAUGAGAGAAAGAUAGAGAAGAUAAAGAGAGAUAGAGGAAAACGAUAAUUAAGCGUAAGGAAGUGAGAAUCGCGAUGAUGAUCUCCACCGUCUCUGGGAAUUCCCGUGGCAAGUCCAGGACUUCGUGCACGACCCCCGCGCACCUACGGGACAGAUGCCCCGUAACGAUCGUCGUCGACGUGCGACCGCACGAGGGGUGGUAGCGCGCACCGCAGGAUCGGAGGAGCAGCAGCAGCAACAGCAGCAGCAGCAGCAGCAGCAGCAACGGCGCCAGCAGCAGCGGCGACAGCAAUAGCAGCUGGUCGAAGCUAAUACGCGCUUCCGGCACCGUGCACCGCGCGCGCGGGGCGGAUGCGGAACGACGACGACGACGACGGGACGCGAUGGCCGGUGGUGCGUGCACGGAAGCGGCAUUACGCGAAACGCUAGUCGAAGCGGUGAUCAAUAAUAAGAAGACGCCCCGGCUCGCCGAGGGUUUGUAGAACCGGCGAUCGCUGUCUCUCACGCCGUGGCUUGCGAGGCAACGUCGCCGUGAGGAUGUAGGGGGGCCCGCGCUAACGGGCCCCGUGGAGGCGCCGCUUAGCUUUCCUCUCCCGCUUCCCCCCUCGACCGCGCGAUACCCGGCCGCGAGAACGAUCUGACGACGGGGAAGCCAGAGGCGCGCGAUUUCGAA
This is a messenger RNA of Monomorium pharaonis (pharaoh ant), 1990 nucleotides long. RefSeq lists its product as uncharacterized. The transcript has 2 exons. Bases 5 to 616 code for a protein of 203 amino acids. NCBI's taxonomy places the organism in Eukaryota, Metazoa, Arthropoda, Insecta, Hymenoptera, Formicidae. The record is from RefSeq and is a predicted model, not a curated record.